GCUGAAACUUCGGGCUUGGUUGGCUAAUAUAGCAGUGUGCAAAGACAGCAUGUUCUUGCUUCUUUGGGAAUCUUGAUCACCUCACUCCUUCCAGAAGCAACCAGCUGAUGUCUUGGCUCACUGUCUGCCUGAGUGAAUGUCCACAACAGCAUGUGACUGGGUGUCCUCAAAUGAGAGGGGUCUCGCCAGGUCUCUCUGUUGAUUUGUUUUUAUACAUCCUUUCUUUGCUUGAUCAUGUGGUAGUUUGGGCUGCAGUCGGGAGGCUCUGGAGCCAGGUUCAUCCUAGGACUAUGGCAACUCAGGAAGCCACUCCAGGAAGCCAAUCAGAGGAGAGCAAUGCUUUGACCUUGCCAUCAGCUUAUGACAUAAGGGAUUACGUGUUGCAGAGACCCAGCCUGGAGGCCAACAGUGAGGCUUUUAGUUCUGAGGAAGCCCUUUCUGUUCCUUGCUCUUCUGAUACGGAUCCAGAGCAUGCAGCUACUAAGAAAAUGUGGGCCUUAAUGAAGAUGAAUUCAACAUUGGCAGUAAGUAGGAUAGGUACCCAGGAGUGGAAUUUCUGAGUCACGUGGUAGUUCUCCUUUUAGUUUUCUGAGAAAACUCCAUACUGUUUUCUACAGUGGCUGCACCAAUUUACAUUCCCAUCAGCAGUGUAUGAGGGUUCCCUUUUCUCCACAUCCUCAUGACAAGAUCCAUUAAGUUCAUGACCUCCUACCUCAAGUUGAGCCUCCUUACUGCCCAUCCAUCACACACUAUUUUCCUAAAAUGUUCAUCCUCCUGCCCUCUUGGAUGACUUUGUAGUAUCUUCUUCUUUCUUUGCAAACCCCCAUUACCUCCUUCAACCUCUCUCUCAGCUGAUAAUCUUGGUUUCCUAUUUAAUCAAGAAAACAGAAGCACUCAAGAGAAUGAGCACACACUCACACUUCACACCCAUCAGCUUCCUUCCCUCCUGUUUCCGUGGGAGACCCAUCCCUGCCUGUCCUUCUCUUCCUGUCUGCUUUCACCUACUCAGGGUCAUCACUUCUAGUAAUCUCCUGCAUCAUUGAUCCCACCUCUGCUGAUCAUUCUCAUGAUCAUACAAACAUGCUUUAAUAGCUCCCAUCUUAACAAAAUGCCCACCCUAGACCCCAAAUCCCCAUCUUGUUACAGACUCAUUCCUCUGUUCUCUUCUACAGAAAACCUUCAGAAGAGUCAUCUACACCUGUUGUCCCCAGUUCAUCUCCUCCCAGUUCCUCCUAAAACCCUCCAACCUGGCUUCUGUCUCCAUCACUGCAUGGAAAUAGCUCUUGUCAAGGUCAUGACUUCCACAUUGUUAAAUCCAGUGGUCACUUCUCAAGCAUUCUCCUUCUUGAUCUGUCAGCAGCAUUGACUUUUUUCCUUCUUAAAUUCUUUCUUCAGUGGGCUUUCUGGGAAGCAGCAUCUUAUGGUUUUUUUCUUUUCUGUCUUAUUUGUUCUCAGUUUUCUUUGCCUGAUUCCUUCCUCUCCAGCCCCUUAGUGUUGGAGAGCCCAGGGCUGAGUCCUCAGCUCUCCUCUCUGUCAUCACACCCUUCCCUGAGUGAUCUUAUCCAGUCUCGGGGCCUUAAAUGCUCUCAGUACCCCGUUCAGUCCCAGAUUUCUCUCUCUAGUUUGGAUCUCUGUCUUGACAUUUAUACUAUCUAUGUAUUUCACAUCAUCACUUAGAUUUCUAUUAGACCUCCUAAAUUUGACAUAUCCUAAACCAAAUUCCUGAUUCCUCUACCCUCUCAUAUAUACAUAGACACACCUGUUCUUUGAGGCUUUCUCAUCUCAAAAAAGUGCUUCCAUCCUUCUGUUCACUUAGGCAGAAACCUGGAAUUCAUCCUCAACUUCUUUCUUUCUCUUUAAUCUCACAUCUAGCUAUCAGCAAAUCCUGUCAGCUCUCCUUUGCCUCCACUGCCACCACCCUGGUCCCUGCCAGUAACAUCUGUCUUCUGGAUUAUUGUUAUUCUCAUAACUAGCUUUUCUCACAUCUGCUCUUUAUCCUCCUAUCGUUUCUUCUUCUUUUUUAAAAAAUUUUAUUUAUUUCUAUUAUUAUCUUUAAUGCAAUAUAUAAAAGCAGAGAAACUUCAUUCAUAAAUUGUGCUUUCACAUAUUCAUAUAGAAACUAUAUGGAAAUACAUAUACAUGGGCUUAGAAAUAUUUUACUUUUCAUGCAGGAAUUCCAGUUCUGUUAACCAAAACUAAAGAAAUAAUUCAUAAUAAAAAUAAGCUUUGUGUAUAGUGACAUCUAUAAUUACAGUAAAUUGUCAUUAAAUUAAGCAUUGAACAGGGACUUCCAUGGUGGUGCAGUGGUUAAGAAUCCUCCUGCCAAUGCAGGGGACACAGGUUCGAUAACUGGUCCAGGAAGAUCUGACAUGCCAUGGAGCAACUAAGCCCACGAGCCACAACUACUGAG
Messenger RNA from Kogia breviceps (pygmy sperm whale), 2410 nucleotides. Lineage: Eukaryota; Metazoa; Chordata; Mammalia; Artiodactyla; Physeteridae. The record is from RefSeq and is a predicted model, not a curated record.